UAUGUGUGCGUAAUAAUUUUGACAGCUGUUUUCGUUGAGGGAAUAGAAAACACAGAAGCAAAGAAAAGCCCGUCGGGCGACUGACUUUCGUUGGCCCGUGGAAAAUCGCGAAAAUCUCUUACUACCGUUCGGUUCGUUGCGUUUACUGUGAAGAGGAAAAUUUAGCACUGCUCCUCUCGUUCUAGGAAACCACCUCGAAGAUGGACAUUUAGGUGAAGUUGUGAUUAAUCUCUAUAGUCUGUUGCCUGCGGUGUACUACAAAGUGGCCAAUUUAGCGAAAAACAGUGUCUUAUAGGAAAUUGGCGAAAGUAGCUAUCGAGAAGGGCAAAGACGAUCGGAAAAGUGCGGACAGUGAGAGAAAAGGGUGAUGAUAUAAGAAAAAAAUCGAGAGCCCCGACUAGGAGACUAGAACGAAUUCCUCACCCAUUGAACCAAGAGAAUAAGGAGAGUGCCGAUGUGGAGAGUGAAAACAUACUUUGAGAGUUAUCCGGUGGAGUCUAAAGUGAUAGUGGGGUGUGUUGAGAUAGAUCGAAAGAGAUAGAAUGCGAACAUGCUACAAAGGUCAACGGAUCCGGCCCGGCGCCCUUGGCAACAUUAACGGAUAACGGAGAGUACAAAUGUGAAGAAUAUUUUUGAAAAGUUUAAGAAACUUAGUGAAGGAUUUUACUUAAAGAAAUUACGUUGUUUGUAGACGGAAUACAUAUUAUUACAAGGAUGAAUUUAUUCGAUCAAGUGCUGCCUGCUGUCGGCUUGGUGGGCCGUUAAGGCGAUACGAAAAAAAGAAACAGUGCAAGUUAAUGUAGUUAAUGUAAUAAUCCUUUAUAAUACCUAGUUAGAAUCUACGACUAUAGUCAAGAUAGGCUAGCCGGAAAAGAGACCAGUCUCCAGAGGCCUAACAGAUCUAAAACAGUUAUAAACGAAUUCUUGUUUUCUGUGUCACUUCUUCAUCUGUGCGUUCGUGUGUUUUGCGCGGACGGAGCGAUCUUCCUCCCAAUCAUCGUUUUCAUCAACCGCAGCAACAGUCAGUCUGUGGAGCAAAAGCUUGGUCUUAAUAGUGAAGUGAACCCGAGUGAAAGACGGCAAGGCAAAAAGACGAAGAGAAAACCGUAAACCCAAGAGCAUAGCAUAGUGUGGAGGAAAUAAAAUCGAGAAAAAUUAGGACACUGUCGCGUGUGUUCUUUCCCUAUUAUGUGCAUACUUGAGUGAACUAGUAAAAAGACAAGCUGUGGUUGAAACGUCUGGCAAGGAAGUGUUCUAAUUUCAAACAUAAUCCUGGUCCGUUCAAAACCUUUACCGCAGGCUGCAGCAAUGUCCCAGCCAAUGAACACAAGUGGUAAUACUAUGGUAAAUAGUAUUGGGAAUAGCAUCGGAAACGGUCUCGCGACUAACACCAACGGCACUGGAAUGAUCGUCACCAACAACGGGCCAAGCAACAAUAUGGGAAACUCUACACCAGCCACACCGACCAACAAUUGCCAGUCGAUCAGAUAUUGCUGGGAAGCCGACAAAGUGAAAACCCUAAUCCGACUGCGAGCAGAACUGUCACCACUAUUCACUGGCAAGCGAAAUGCAUCCAAAUAUGCGUGGGCAGUCGUCGAACGAGAACUCAGUGUGCCUUUACCGAUUUCAAAAAUCAUUAAAAAAUGGAACAACCUGCUUCAGGAAUACAAGGCCAUCAAAAUGUCGGAGGAGCCCAAGCGGCGUGAAUGGCCCUUUUUCAACCUCAUGGACGUAUACUUCAGCGAUCAGGUGAAUGAUCCGACCCUACGCCUAUUUUCGUCGACAAAACGGUUCGACUCGGAUACACUGGAUGAUGCCCAGUUUGAUGAUGAGAUUAUGAACUCAACGGCUGCGGUAGCUAUUGCUGCCGCAGCGGCCGCAUCAGCUGCCGCAGCAAACGCCGCUAGUCAACAAAAAAUUAAGGGCGAGCUGAUCCACGGGCAUAGCGGCGGAAGCAUGCUGGACAUCUCAGACAUAAUCGAGGAUCAUUUGGGCAGUGGCGAUUCGAAGCUGGAUCAAUUCAAGCGAGAAAUCGUACUGAGCCAAUUCAGCAAUGUGUCCGAUAGGAGUAACAAUCACAAUCGAAAGGAAAAGAAUAACAAUAAUAAUAACAACAAUAACAACAACAUCAGUAGUAACAGUAACGCAACUACAAACAACAGUAACAAUAACAACAACGGAAUCGCCACCAACAAUAGUUACAGGGAAAAGGAAAAACAGUUAAUCGAAAGCUUAAGUCAAAGUCCUGGGGCGGGACACUUAACGAACGGUGGCAUCAAUAGCGGCAGCACCGAUAGCAGUAGUUUAAAUAGCAGUCCGACAAGCCACGUGAGCAGUACCAACGGACCGAAAAUGACAAAUGGACCGUCUACGAAUGCGAACUUCAACGCCCUCCUGGCGGCGGCCAACAGUACUCACAACGGAACUACCCUGCACAGUAACAGCAGUAGUGCGAUUAGUAGCACGGACCGGGACACUGACUACGAUGAGUAUCCGAACGAAAGGGACGGCAUGUAUGACGGAGGAAGUACAAAUCUGAAAAAUCUUAAUCAGAAGUUACUGCACCAGAUGAAUGAACAUCACAACAUCGACCAGUAUCUACUUUCCUGGAGAGGCUUCCACGGAAAUAUGUGCAAAGGUUUCCACAGUCUUCAGCGGGAUGGACAAAUGGUUGAUGUCACUAUUGCCGCCGGUGGAAAAAUUUUCAAGGCACACAAACUGGUCCUUUCGGUAUGCAGUCCGUACUUCCAGAAGAUUUUUCUCGAACAUCCAUCGCAGCAUCCGAUUCUGUUCAUGACAGAUGUGAAUGCACAUCACAUGGCUGGCUUACUGGAUUUUAUGUACAGCGGACAGGUAAAUGUUAAAUACGAAGAUUUGCCCAACUUCUUGAAAGUAGCAGAAGCUCUGCAGGUGAAAGGACUACACGGAGAGAGUACCAACGACAACGAAGAGCGUGACUAUCAACAGCAACAACAGCAGCAUGCCCUUCGUUUGCAGGAGCAACAGCGUUUGUAUCAGCAGCAACAGCAACAACAAUCAAUGGCUCACCAUCAACAAAACUUGGCCCAUCAGCGCCAACAGUUGAUCCAAGCAGCCCAGCAACAAGCACAAGCAGUUGCUCACGCCCAACAACAGCAAGCGGUGCAACAAGCACAACAGGCUGCAGCAGCCGCAGCUCAGCAGCAACAGUUGAUUAAUCGUAACAGUUUCAAGGAGCUGAUGAAGGCCAAACACGCAGCCGCUGCCGCAGUACUGAACGAAGACUACUUGAACAAUAACGCAAAUAAUAAUAAUAACAACAACAACAACAAUAACAACAACACCAAUAACAACAACGCUAACCUCAACAACAACCUCAGCCCCAUAAACAACAACAACCUCUCGCAGUUCGGUGUACAGCAGGUCAAUCCAUCGAAAAAAAUGCUGGACAGUCAAAAGUACCAGAAAUAUUAUUCCAAACGGAAAUUGGUUCAACAGUACGAGCAGGAAAUGCGAGCGGAAAAACGAAAACUUGGUAUUGAAGAUGUGAUUCAAGCAGCCGCAGCCGCCAAAGCACUGAAUCUCCGACUAAACAAUGGUGGAAUGGCUAGUCCGGUGGCUCCCGGAACACCCGUCCCGAAUCCACCGGAAACACCGACCAAUGGCAGUACAAGCGGAACCGACGAAGAACCACCUCCACUGAUACAGAACAUCAAAUCCGAACCAAAUUACGACGAAGACGAAGGCAUGGAAGUGGAUCAGGAUCAUCAUUCGCCAAUGAAUAACAAUAACAACAAUAACAAUGUAAACAUCAACAACAACCACGAGGAAGAUUAUUACAGCCAGCGCGAAUCGGUCAUCGGCAAAUCAAUCAAGCAUUCCAUUCUCGAGCCAAAUAUAGUAUUAAAGCAAAGCGAUGAGUGUCUCAACACAAACAGCCAAACGGGUAGUCUUAAUCUGUGCAAGAACGUUAGCUAGGACAGAAGGUCCUGACAAACGGCGGUGUGGCGUGAGUGGGAUUAAGUAGCCUAUUAGAAUGAGUGUGAGUGCGUGUGUGUGUUUAUCAGUAAGCGUGAGUUGCCAAUUUGCAACAUGUAAUAUUUAUAUUUAUUUAUUUUUUGUUUUGUUAAAUUUGUUUAAGUUUUCUUUCUAGAUUUUAACUAAACUUGUACAUACAAUUUCAGUCUAUUUUCUCGGCUAUUUGUACGCUUUUCGUCAUUUAACUUAUUUAUCAUAUAGCUUAGACUCGUGAAGUGAUCAUAGAAGCUGUUUUGUUUUUCUUUUUUUAUAUAUUCGUAAACAACGGAGGUUUUACAGAGUACAUAUAUUUAGAAAAAUCUCCUUUGUUUCGCUCGAGGUACUGACAAGGUUUAUUUUUUUUUUCACUUUGUUCGUUCUGUUUCUAUUAAUUGUUGAUUAUUUUUGUAAGUUAAUGCCUAGAACUAAGAAUUCAAUGAAACAAAACCUCAUUUUAUUUUCAAUAACUCGGAUGUAAGUGAAUGUUUUGUGUGCGUAUGAACACGUGUGUAUUAUAAGGCUUCUCUGUCAAACGAAUAGAAAAGAGCGACGUCAUUCAAAGCCUUCAACAUAAUUUUUCUCUCACCUGUUAAUUUGUGAUCUAUGUCCGCUGCAAAGCUAUAGGGUCUGAGAACAAAAGCCGAGUAUGGCAAGUUGUAAUAAAACUUCAAAGAAAAAGAAAUUAUUAGAAGCAAAAAUGAGGUAUGCGAAACUCAGGUCGUACUUAUUUAGUUCUUGUGGUUUAAAAGAAAAACUAGCUGAAUUAUCAACGGAUUUGGUUUGCUUACGUAGAUGAUUGUUUAGUUUUUGUUGGUUAUUUGAAAGAUCUAUUUAGUUUAAUUGUUUUAUUGUUGGAAUUGUAGCGAAUUCAAAAUUCAAUCAAGAUUCUGCGAAUCUUCACAUGAACCGGAGAAAUAUCAAACACACAAAUCCAUCCAUGUUUGAUUUCAUGUCAGGUUUCCCAAUACCCAGAGAGAACGAAAAAAGUUUAAAGAAAAUUCCCAGUUGAUUAUCCUGCCAGUAUGCAAAAAUAAAUGCAAAACGAAACCCUAUUUAUGACGUUACAGCUGAACAAAAAUCUGAGUACCAACUGCCAACUAAUACAAACAGUGGCAUCUAUUGUGCAAUUAACCCAUUAAAUGUUGUGAGAAUAAUAAGUAAUUUAAUCCUAGACUAAAAAUUACACGUGCGAAACAAAAAAAAAACAAAUUAUGUUGUAGAAGCAAAAUCAAAUCUUCUCACCUCACCUUAGUCCAUGAAUGUUAAUAUCGAGAGUGGCUCUGUUUGAUUCCACACAUUGUUUCUCGCGAUUAUAUUUGUUCUUAUGUUUAAGCAUGAACUCAUAUUUACGUUAGCUAUUUCUAUUUUCGGGUUUAUUUAUUACCACUCUUCUUGUCUCCCCUUCACCGGUGCCUGUUUGGUUUAUUUGAACCUGUAUUUUCAGCCCUAUUUAGUGUUAACAGAACAAUAAGUGAUGUUUUCGUUUUCGUUAGCGGGAAAAAACAACAACGGAAAGAUAAAAUAGAAGAUUUAUAUACAUAGCAAAUGAGUGUAAUUUAAACGUUGCUUAGUCUAAGUGAGAUAUAGAUAAUUGGUAAAUACACAUACAAAAUAAUACAAAAACAUACUAUGAGUGUUAGAUUUUUAUAGAAAUAUUGAUAUUUACAACAGCAGAAUGCAUACAUGUGGAAAACAAUAAUACAAUUUCACGUCGAAGCGGAGUAAAAGAUGACUCACUAAAGAAACGUAAAAACUUUACAUACCUUACCUGAAACUAGUAAGACGAUGAAAGGACAACUAAAAUAUACUAAGUAUACACUAUAAGGCACGCUAAGGCGAAAUGAUACAAUAAUUUUAGCUUAAAAGAUACACAGCGGUGCACAAAAAUCGCAAACUACAACAUUCGAGUGAUAUCAGGCUGCAUUAAGAAUGCCGGGCACAAGUGUGUUGUAGCAACUGAGUAUCUAAUAAAAUAAUACAUACUAACAGAAUUAUUUAUGUCCAUGUGUAAUAGAUAAGUACAGCAAGAAAAAAAGCUAAAUAAUCCGACAAACUAUAAUUGUGUGUGAACAUCAACAGUUAAAGAAGGCGGGAAUUUACGAAAAUAUAUUUCUAUAUUUGUAUUGUGUAGCGUUCAGAACGCAGUUGUUAAGAAAAAUAAAGUACGGACACAAAUGCAACCCCAUAGUCCCAACCAGCCAAUCAACUCAUUGAACCAGCGAACCAGUCGUUGUCAUGACACUCCCGAAUACCCGUAGGAUAUGCGAAAACACCAGCGGACGGUGGUCUUCUGAGCCCAUUCCAGGAAGUGAUUGCAGUACAAACCGGCGUAUAUCGGGACAACGAGAGCGAAAAGUUUGAAAUAACUGCUCUCAACAAUUUCAUCCAUAGAACAAGAUUUAAAGAACGCUAGGAUACAGUUUAGUGCAAACAAGUUCAAGUUACAGCAGGCUCUUGAAAAACUAAUUAUUACUGGCAAAUGCAUAGACAUAUGAAUACGGACGCGUACACAAAACAGUGAAGAUGAAAUAUAUACGAUCUUUUUGUAGUUUACAAUACUUUAUGUUGAAAUUACAGAGACAAACAUAUUACACGAAACAUAAAACAAUGUUUAGACGAGAUUUUUUUUGUUACAUUUUAUAAAAUUGAAGUUUACUAUGAAUAUAUAUUCUAUAUAAUAAUAAAAA
Messenger RNA from Malaya genurostris, 6683 nucleotides. RefSeq lists its product as uncharacterized. Lineage: Eukaryota; Metazoa; Arthropoda; Insecta; Diptera; Culicidae. Gene Ontology annotation, molecular function: protein binding. Gene Ontology annotation, biological process: regulation of transcription by RNA polymerase II. Bases 1309 to 3957 code for a protein of 882 amino acids. The record is from RefSeq and is a predicted model, not a curated record. Gene Ontology annotation, cellular component: nucleus. The transcript has 8 exons.